UCCUCACGCCUCCACUCCUCUUUCUCCAUUCACUGAGAAAGCUCUGAGCAGAAGCCUCUCUCCUCCUUGAAAGGACUCCAUCUCUCCAGGCUGAACAAUCUUUUACGGCUGCUGCGGGGGGAAAGAUCACAGCUGAUCAUCGUGUUUCAUUUCUCUUCAUUUCUCCUCCACUUGCUGCUGUUGCUGAGAAAAGUUGACUGCUUUGACUUUGAGGUCGCCAUGAACUUCUGUCGGACUGAAGGAGUUACCAGAUCAGCCGUGUGGUGCUGUUAACAAUUGAUGCGCAAAAACUGAACCACAGAAGAAUUGAAAGAGAAGAACCAGUUCUUACAGUGAGAGAAAGACAGACUCUCAAGGAUUAAGAGGGUGGUGGCUGAUUUGGGUUUGGGUCAGUGAGACACACAGGCAGGGAGGCAGACAGGUAGAAGCUACAGGAAGACCGAUCAAAUUUAAAAAUAGCAUACCUUUGUCCUAGUUUUGUCCCCUGGACCACAAUGGGUUCAGACGUACGUGACCUGAACUCCUUGCUGCCCCCACUCUCUGCGGGCCCCAGCCCCGGCUGCCCUGCCAUGCCCGUCAGUACGGCCCCUCAGUGGGCUCCUGUCUUGGACUUUCACACCACUCCCUCGCCUUACUCCACCCUGGCCGCCCCCCACACCUCCCUGGGGCCACACUCCUUCAUCAAGCAGGAGCCCAGCUGGGGGGCCACCAGCGACCCCCACCACCACGACACAGACCCUCACUGCGGCCUCAGUGCCUUCACCGUCCACUUCUCGGGGCAGUUUACUGGGACCGGGGCCUGCCGGUACGGGGCAUUCGGUGCACCCCCACCACCACCAUCCAGUCAACCGCCGUCUGUGGCCGCCCCACACCACCACCAGCCCCCCAGCCGGAUGUUCAGCAACACACCGUACCUGACCAACUGUAUGGACACACAGCAGGCAGCCCGCAACCAGACAGGUUACAGCACAGUUGCAUUCGAUGGAGCCGGUAAUUACGGUCACACUCCUACACACCACAGCUCGCAGUUCUCCAACCAUUCCUUCAAACAUGAAGAUGCUUUAAGUCAGCAAAGCACUAUGGCUGAGCAGCAGUAUCCUGUACCUCCUCCUGUCUAUGGAUGUCACACACCUUCAGACAGUUGUACAGGCAGCCAGGCACUGCUGCUGAGGAACCCUUACAACAGCGGAGAAAAUUUAUAUCAAAUGACCUCUCAGUUGGAGUGUGUGGCAUGGAACCCUGUCAAUACACUGGCGUCCACCAUAAAGAGCCAUGCAGCAGGCUACGACAGUGACCCCAGCACCCCCAUGUUGUACAGCUGCAGCACACAGUACCGCAUACACACACAUGGAGUCUUCAGGGGAAUACAGGAUGUGCGGCGGGUGCCCAGCAUCACUCCAGCCAUAGUGCGGUCAGAGAGCAGCGAGAAGCGUCCGUUCAUGUGUGCCUACCCAGGUUGCAACAAACGUUACUUCAAGCUGUCUCAUCUGCAGAUGCACAGUCGCAAACACACAGGGGAGAAACCUUACCAGUGUGAGUUCCCAGACUGUGGCCGGAGGUUUUCUCGCUCUGACCAGCUCAAAAGACACCAGAGGAGACACACAGGAGUUAAACCCUUCCAAUGCGAGACGUGUCAGAGAAAGUUCUCUCGGUCUGACCACCUUAAGACACACACCCGGACUCAUACAGGUAAAACAAGUGAGAAGCCAUUUAACUGCCGAUGGCCGAACUGUCAGAAGAAGUUUGCCCGAAGCGAUGAGUUGGUGCGACACCACAACAUGCACCAGAGGAACCUCACCAAGCUCCAGCUGGCCAUCUAAGUCUUUUGUUAGCCCAUAUCACAGUUUUCAAUGUAAACAUCUGGGUUACAUCUGCUUAUAUUGUCUGUCUCUGGUUAAUCCAAACCUGGUGACCCCAUUUGCGCCCCAAGCCCGUGUGGGAACCAGCGAAUCCUAAUGAGUUUCAGUAAAAAAUGUAAUUGUAGUUGUACAUAAUUUAGAUUUUAAGAACUAGAUAUCACAGUCUACUAGGCAUGGGCCGGUGUGCGAUUUUGAUGGUAUGAUAACCUUCAGCAAAAAUAUCACGGUUUCACUAUAUUGCAAUUACAGCUUUAAAAUGUUUUUUUUUUUUUUCCUUUGAACGCAAUGUAUUUUAUUUUUAAACACACUGCACACUGGCAGGGAGAGAGCUUUCUAAACUGCACUUCCUGUCCUUAUGUCAACUCAUAAAAAACAGCUCAUACCUUAAACGGUAUGACAGAAAAUGUUAGUGGUUUUGAAACCUUGACUUUUUCAAACCGUGGUAUACUUUGAAAACGGUAACCGGGCCCAUGCCUACAGUCUAUGCUCUGAGCCAAAAAAGUCACAGAUCCACUGUCUCUGUUUCCAAUCCACACAUUUUGGAAACAGUCUCUCUUCAUCCAGGGUGUGAAAUUUACAGGAUAAGGCUGUCAUUAUUCUAUAUUUGUGUUAUUUACCAACAAAUCCCAUUAAAAGACCAAAAUCAAGAAUGUUAGGUUGUGUUCAGACAGACAUUAGCACUUUCUAAAACCCACAGCCCCCCUCAAUCAAUUCCAGCGGGGGUUCCAGUGAAAAAUGCUUGUUUGACCAGCAAAAUUGAACCUGACUCAAUUAUUUCUCGUAGUAAGCUACUAUACAGUGUUUUAGUGUCUGAUAAACCUUCAAACUCACCUCUCACCAGUACCUGAAACAACAAGUCCUCACCAACACAUCCCCAUGUUUUUCGUUUAACACAGUGCUGUUUCUGAUUGGAAAGCUACAUUUGUUUUGAAUUUGUUUGGAAAUAAAACUGAACAGCGAGUUUUAAAGUGGUGCGAAAUUUGCAAUACAUCAUGUCCAACACCACACACUUCAAACGCAAGAAAUAAAGUCUAACCCGUGUCCACAGUGUCCGACAGCCAGCACACUUGUUUAUUGCUGCUUGCUUACCUAUCAAAUGGAACUGCGUCAUGCGUAAUUAUGGCAUGUUCGUACACAUGGAAGUGAAGUAAUAAAUAACAAACGUAGCCAAACCACAAUCUUUUUCUAAACUUACCUAAGUAGUUUUGUUGCCUAAACCUAACCAAGUAGUUUUUCUACCUAAUCGUAACCAAACUGCCACCAUUUUACAAGUUUGACAACAUGUUUAAAACCGGUACCAUUAUGUUUCUGUAAAGUGCCCAUGUUCCUUGUAAGGAAGGAACAUGUCACCAAGUGCAACUGUGUGGCAGUUCAAUGGCAUUGAGGUCUGUGACAAUACUUGUUAGUAGGAUCAAUUCAUUGUUGGUUUUGGUCUUUUCAUGGGAAUAAAUAAAACAAAGAAUAUCACCAGACUUAUUCCUUAAAGAAAUAUUUCCUUGUUUUUAAUUAUCGUUUCAUAAAGUCAGUCAGUACGACUGAAAAAGGGCAUCAUUUAUCUUGAGUGUCUGUUUACCAGUAAGUUUUUUCCACAGGCAAAAAGUGCUAUGUAAAGGAGAUGUAAAUAUAAAAAUGUUCACACUACAGUACAUUUAUUUUACAGAAGGUUCCCUUUACCCGGACUGAUUGUUGGUAUCAUUGCACAUCAAGACACUCCAGUCGAAUCUCAAACAAAAAUCUUUCCAUCUUAACUAUAAUGUAAUACGUCAUUCAUCCCCAGUUAUUGACUGUUUUUCUUGCCAUCAUCCGUAACCAUGUGUACAGUGAGGUCAAAGGUCAGCUAUAUAUAUGCUCCUACAGCUAAGCACCUUUUCAGCUGUAAAUAUCUCUUAUGUUGAACUACUUUGGGCUUAUUUAUUAUCUGUUUGUGGACAAAAAUGGCUUUCCCUGGAAUGAUUUGAAGGGAGUGAGGUGUCAUUCAGUCUCUUUGCUGUGCUCAUGCACAUGAUAGCCCUCUCUGCCUUUUUCUUAUAGUUUUCACGGUUCAUAUCAUCAAGAUAAUGCUGGGUUUGAUUUAAAUCAAAUUAAAUGAAUAAUUUGCAUCGAACACCCUAUGCAGUGUUUGCAAUGUAAGCUUUUUGUGUUUUGUAUGGUCAGCAUAAAAUAUACAUUGCAAACACAAAUAUGGUUGAAUUCAAAAAGCAACUUUUUAUUUUUAUUUUUGAGUAAUGCCUUAGUGCUGUUGGAGUUAAAUUGUCUGGAGUCUCUUGUCUCUGUGGUGUGUAAAUAAUGCUGGACUUUGGCAGUGUAACACUGCGAGCUCUAAAAUAUGUCUGUUUGGUCACACUGGCUCUGUGGCCGGGACAUUAUGGUCAAGAUGUAAAUAAUACUUCUUCAGCAUGGGAACUGAACUCUUUCCAUGGGAAAAUAUGUAACUUAACUGAUAUAAUUUAGACUUUAAUUUUUCUUUCUUUCAUGUGCAUUAAUAAUUGAGUCAUAAAACAGCAAAUGUCAGUGAAUCAUUUUGUGUGAGAUAAAUUGAAAAUGAUGGUUUCUCUCUGUUAAAAUGUAUCGUGACUGUUUUGAUACAGUA
Messenger RNA from Perca fluviatilis (European perch), 4449 nucleotides. Its product is annotated as Wilms tumor protein homolog. The transcript has 9 exons. Gene Ontology annotation, biological process: negative regulation of cell population proliferation; negative regulation of apoptotic process; regulation of transcription by RNA polymerase II. Gene Ontology annotation, molecular function: DNA-binding transcription factor activity, RNA polymerase II-specific; RNA polymerase II cis-regulatory region sequence-specific DNA binding. Bases 495 to 1820 code for a protein of 441 amino acids. Gene Ontology annotation, cellular component: nucleus. The record is from RefSeq and is a predicted model, not a curated record. Lineage: Eukaryota; Metazoa; Chordata; Actinopteri; Perciformes; Percidae.